Messenger RNA from Oncorhynchus gorbuscha (pink salmon), 9817 nucleotides. RefSeq names its product zinc finger protein 536-like. The transcript is spliced from 5 exons. Gene Ontology annotation, cellular component: nucleus. Lineage: Eukaryota; Metazoa; Chordata; Actinopteri; Salmoniformes; Salmonidae. The record is from RefSeq and is a predicted model, not a curated record. Gene Ontology annotation, molecular function: DNA-binding transcription factor activity, RNA polymerase II-specific; RNA polymerase II cis-regulatory region sequence-specific DNA binding. Bases 3652 to 7830 code for a protein of 1392 amino acids. Gene Ontology annotation, biological process: regulation of DNA-templated transcription.
AUAUGGCUCCCCUACCUGUUUACUGGUCUCCCCUCAUCUUCUCACGAAGAGGGGGGAAAAAAAGAGGAGAGAAAAAUAGUUACUUUCAAAGAUAUUGAAGAAUCGUUCAAUUAACAGCGGCGUGAUGUAAAAUAAUUACUUGACUUGCUUACCAUAAUGAGUAUCUCUAAUUAUCCAUACAUUUGUUUGGUGAAAACUCCAAGCUAUAGUUGUGAGGAGAUGGUAAGUACGUUGAAGUAGCACCCAACCCCCCCUCUCCUCCCUUCCCUUUACAAAGGCAGCAUCACUUGGCUUCGAGGCACAAUUCACCUCCCCAUGUAUGCAUACAAGCGUCGGAAAAUAGUCAGGAGUGUAAAGGGAUCUUUAUUUUUUUUAAUUAGCUAUGCAACAAUUAAAGGAUUCACAAACUAAAUUGAACCUUGUCUCCGUCGCCUCCCGGUUUGAUUUCAGCACCUGUCACAACAACAGCCCCUGUUCAGCCAUUAUGCAAAACUUCCUAAGAACAGAACCAGCACGAGGAGGAGAAAACAGCAAUUAUUUCUGAUAUUCACUUAUUUCAGGUGAUAUUGACAUUUAGAGUUCAGAAGGAAAAAAAAGAAAAGGAAAAUGACCUGAAAGGGAAGAAAACGUGGCCUGGUUGACUUUGUCAACCGGCGCUAGGCAGAUAUGGUUUUAUUUUGCCAACAUUAAAGCCGCUCUAAUGCCUGUGAAAGUGUGAUGAUGGGUGACUCACUCAGCACUACCAGGAUCCCUUUCUCAUUUCCCACUGUAGAGUGAAAACAAUCGCUGGGUUGAUUGUACUGUUAGCAUGUGCGCGCUGUUCUCUCUCCCUGUCUGCCUUUAAGAAACAGUGUUGGCCAUGCCUUACCAGCGAUGUGUCAUUGCAUUCAUUUUCCAGUGAGUAGUAUUCAAAUGCAGAAAGGCAGCCCAGGGGAAUGAUGUAAAGCCAUGAUCGACCCUACACGGACAGCUACACUGUGGUCAUUGUUCGCUGGGCUUUCUCUGCUGUAGGGUAACCAUGCGUGAUCAGCGAUUCGACCGUGACUACUGUAGGACAUGCCCCCACCCCCCCAUGACAGAGGGUUAGGAGGGGUAGGAGGGGAGGAAUUGCACAGGACAGAAUACAGACAAUCAUUUAUAUGUUGGAAAUUCUUCCCCAUGAUCUAGAAUCAUUUACUUUUCAUCACUUUUUUUGUGCGCUAGUUUGCCCUCUGUCGCCUAUCUCAUCCAUCUCCCUUCUUAUUGUGAAACACGGUCUGGUUAACAAAUGUUGGAGACAAUUAAUCCCCCACUCAUCACAAUGCGUAAAAUCUACUGGCAGGAGUCUUUCCACACUGCUGUGACCACUAUUGCAAGAUAUGCACAUGAAAAAGGCACACACACAUCUGCUGGUCAUCAGAAUAAUACCAGGAAUGGUUAGCAUAAAAGGAAGCUUUGAGCUUUUGGCCCGGCUCCGGAUGAUGAUGCGGCUGACCAGGACAAUGAACUGUGGGAAUUCGCUUGUCUCCCGUUGAUCUUCCUCCUUGGCAUCCCGAAAGCCUGUCAGACGCAGGGGAUAAAAAGACAAGGCAUUUUUCUUUCUCUCUUUUCUUUCUCUUUUUUUUUCUUUCAAGCGGAGGGGGCCUCAUAGUGAUCUGUGGAGAUGAGCUGAAAGCCGAACUACCUGUUGACUAGUCCUCUUAAGAGACCUCAAUGACAUAUUGUGUGGGACUACAGAGCAGAAAGGAAAAGCCCAGCGAGGUCGAUUCAUAUUUGUCUCCGUUGUAUAGCGUUCAAGUUCUUGCAUAUAGAAUUGUUGUUUUGAUGUGUUGGUUUACUUCAUUCGUACUACGUUAUGCAGCUAGAAUCUUGGUGCUUAACUCAUAAGUUAGCGUAGUUGUUGUGUGGGGUCUAGGGUAUGACGUUGGAAGGAACGGACUGGGUUUAUUCCACUUUAUUUCACUUGUUGUGCUGGGAACCUUUCUGUUUUCGCCUCAUUACAGCAUGUAAUAAUCCAGUUCAGUCAAAGAGUAUGGAGAGGAAGAAAAACAACUCCCUUUUUUAUUGGGUUAAUUAGAAGCGUUCCGAAGACCACCUGCAAUAGACUAAACAAGCAUGAGGAAAUAUUCCUAUUAGCUUCAAUUUACUGCCAUGCUUAAAAUGAUCCCAGCUAUCUCUACUUGUGUUGGUAUCUCCUUUCCUUCUAUAUAUAUAUAUAUAUAUAUAUAUUUUUGAAAUACACUUUCCUCAGAGUAUGUAACAUAUGGCAAACACACUAAUUUUCCAUCAGGUUGUUUUUCCCCCUCUAAAUGCGUUGAUGAUUUGGUGCGAAUACGAUGGAAUUUCCUUACUUUGUGAAUAAUGAUGGAUUUAUUAAAAGCAAUGACCUUCAUUAUAACUUAAUGAGGUAUUUUGUUGUAAUUAGUUCGUGGAUUCUUGUCAAUACAAAAUAACAACUUCGUGUCUUACUGAUGGCUUUUCCAUUCAUAAUGUCUCCUUAUAAACCUAGAAUCUGCAGUUUAAACAAUAACAAAGUGGUCAACCUACCUCUGUAGGUUGAGGGAUGGGGCCUGGAGAAGUGUAACCACUUUCAAAAUCAUAGACAGAGCUAUGGAUGCAAGGACUGAACAUCCAUUAUAUCACAAUGAUCGUUUUAAACAUGUUUUGAGGCUAUACAUUUUUUUUUUUACAUUAUAUUGUUUACUAACAUUCGAGUAAAAUAAAAUGUAAAAUGUAUAAGUUAUAUGAUUAAAUAAUCAAUUGGUAUAUAUCAUUCAUUUAUAAGUCCAAAAAUGGUCGUAGCAAUUACGGAUUAUAGCUUUAAAAUGUCCAAAAGGUUUUAUUUGGCCUGCAUUCAGUUGACCCAGUUGACCCAUCAAUAUCACAUCAAGCAAUACUUCCAAACGGUCUUUCAUCAAAUCCGAAACCUUCCCAAGAGCAUGUUUAGCCAUACUCUGCUUAUGUGUUUUAGCCUUAGAAUAUGCAAAUGUCUGUGGUAUCCAGUGUAUACAUCAUUUGAGAAUACUCAACCUGACCAAGUGUUUUCUAAUUCCUUCAACUAUUGCAUGCACUUUAUAGGAUCAGAGCACAUGCUCGUUGCUUAGAUAAUGACACGGUACUGAGCCCAAAUAUAUUCAGACAGAAAUACACUUCCAUUGUGUUAAAGAUACCGUCCGUAAUUAAGCUGUAGGUUGCAGAGCAAUUUGCCCCCUGGGGGAAAAAAAAAGAAGAAGAGAAAUCUGGUUAUGUGCCGCUUUACUAAAAAACGGUGAAUAUUAACCACAAACUGUAAAGAAGAGCACUGCUGCACCUCUGUGAGAAAGUGCAAAAGGAAGUCUGGUGGCUUUGCAGGCGUCAUUUCAGCCUUAUCGUUAAUGAAAGCAUUGUUGUAGACACCAGACAAACGUCAGAUCUGCUUCGGGUUAGAGCCAGCGUAGACGUUGCUACAGUCUGCUGUUUGGAUGGCUGAGAGGUCAAGGUCAAGCAUACAGACGCACAGUUACUCGGGAGCUACUUGUAAAUGCUAUCUAUGACGGUGAGAAGUUACGACUUGUGACCCUGUGAGUUUCUAAUGCGAACCACACAGACUUGUGAAUUGCAAUACCUGUGCACGAGAGAAGGACACAUUGGAUUACUGGUACUUACCCUGUAACAACGGGCACUACUUGCUCUAUGAUGGAGGACUCUGGUUUGUGCCUUGGUGUGUCUUCAGCAGUAUCGGACGCUGACAGAGACCAUCUGAGCAACACAGUGCUAAAUGGCCGAUAUCCCAUCAGUCAGAAGCUCCACCAGCUGACAGCCCAGCUGGGCCACGCCUUUCCCGACCUACAGAGCCGACAGCAGAUCCCUGAGGAGAAAGCUGCCACCCCAUUGGAUGAGAAGAGCCACGCUGCCCUGGCCAGUCAACCAAUCAGCAGUCAGAUGGCACUGCUCGCCAACCAGCUCAACCGGGACAUAGAUGCAAGUGCCCUGGCCAACCUGAAUGGGCGUGUGGACCUGCAGCAGUUUCUCAAUGGGCAGAACCUGGGCAUCAUGUCCCAGAUGAACGACAUUGAAGACGAUGCCCGUAAGAACAGGAAGUACCCGUGUCCGUUGUGCGGCAAGCGAUUCCGCUUUAACAGCAUCUUGUCGCUGCACAUGCGCACACAUACAGGUGAGAAGCCUUUCAAGUGCCCCUACUGCGACCAUCGAGCAGCACAGAAGGGCAACCUCAAAAUCCACCUACGCACCCACAAGCUGGGAAACCUCGGUAAGGGACGCGGCCGCGUCCGUGAGGAGAACCGUCUUCUACAUGAGCUGGAGGAGAGGGCCAUCCUGAGGGACAAGCAGAUCAGGAGCAGCAGCCUCCUUCAGCCAGCCCAGACCCUGCAGCACCAGCCACACCUUGGCCCUCAGACCCAGCAGCAACAGCCUGGCUCUGCUUGUGGCCUCCUCACCCCCACCAGCCUGGGAACUCCAGACUCCCUCUCCCAGCCCUCGUCCUCCCCCAAGCCGGUCAGUGCCCAAGAUGACCAGGCCCUGAACCCACCCACUGGAUUCCGCUGCACCUUCUGCAAGGGCAAGUUUAAGAAGCGGGAGGAGCUGGAUCGUCACAUCCGCAUCCUGCACAAGCCCUACAAGUGCACCUUGUGUGAGUUUGCUGCCUCCCAGGAGGAGGACCUGAUCAGCCAUGUGGAAAAAGCCCAUAUCACGGCCGAGUCAGCUGCGGGACAGGGUGCAGCUGGUGGCGCUGAGAAGCCUGCCAACGAGUUCCGAUGUGAGGUUUGUGGCCAGGUCUUCAGCCAAGCCUGGUUCCUCAAGGGCCACAUGCGCAAGCACAAGGACUCAUUUGAACACGUCUGCCAGAUAUGUGGUCGUCGCUUCAAGGAGCCCUGGUUUCUCAAAAACCACAUGAAGGUCCAUCUCAAUAAGCUGGCUAUCAAGAGCAAGCCCCCAGCAGAGGACAUAAAUGCUGUCAACACCAUGAACAGCAUGGCCCAGGAGGCCCAUGCUAACCUCUACUCUCGCUACAUCUCUUGCCUGCAGGGCGGCUUCCUAUCCCCAGACAAACAGGGUCUGAGCGAGCAACACCAGAUGCUGGCCAAAGCCGGCAUUGCCAUGAAAGAGAAGGAGAUGCUGGGAAAGCUGCUGGGCCCAAUGGCAGGGAUGGGCCAUGGCCUUGGCGAGGGGGAGAAGCGCUCUCUCCUGGGCUGCCUGAACCUAGUGCCCCCCCUGAAGUCCAGCUGCAUGGAACGCCUCCAGGCGGCUGCCAAAGUUGCAGAGAUGGACCCACUGAAUAGCUAUCAGGCCUGGCAGAUCAUGGCACGAGGCAUGGCCAUGGACCGUGCCUUUAUGCCCAAGGAGCAGCACCAUGAGCAGCACCAUGAGCAGCACCAUGAGGAGAUGACCAAUGCUGCCGGCAUGGCCUUCACUAAAGAGAAGCAUGACUACCCUAUGAUGUGCUCCAACGAUGGCUCCAAGCAGAAGCAGCACAGCGAAGCUCUGCAUGGCUCGAAGGCCGGCAGUGGAGCCAUGAUACCCCUGAAAGACGACGGCGUGGGCUUCGACAGCCACCGUGACUUCAUGCCCCAUCAUGGCGGCCAUGGCCUGGGCCUGGUCCAUGGCCUGGAGUACAACCACCUGACUAGCCUGAAAGAGAAACCCACAGAAUGUCCUGACUGUGGCCGGGUCUUCAGGACCUAUCACCAGAUGGUGGUCCACUCUCGGGUGCACAACAAGGAGCGGCGGCCCAUAGAAGAAGCCAUCCAGCAGCAGAACAACACCACAGGGCUGGAUGAGCGGCGUGGCUCGGCCAGCGACCCCGAGUCCCAGUCCAUCAGCAGGUCCACCACCCCUGGAUCCUCCAACGUGACGGAGGAAAGCGGAGCCGGAGGAGGCCACUCCCAGACCGGCAGUGUCCAGGACGACAGCCCACACCCUUCCUCCCCAUCCUCAGAUGUCGGGGAUGACCUGGGGAAGAUGGCGGGGAGUGUUCAGCAGGCCCCCUCCCAGCACAGGGACAGGAGCCUGGGCUCGGCCAUCAAGGACUGCCCCUACUGUGGGAAGACCUUCCGCACCUCCCACCACCUCAAGGUCCACCUGAGGAUACACACAGGAGAGAAACCCUACAGGUGCCCUCACUGCGACUACGCAGGCACCCAGUCUGCCUCACUGAAGUACCACCUGGAGCGCCACCACCGUGAGCGGCAGAAUGGCGGCGGCCCCUCCUCCGGACACGCCCCUCCCUCUGAGCACAAGGAGGAGCACGGCAAGGGUGGCGUCUUCGCCCGCCCUGAUGUCCUCCGCGGUGUCUUCAAGGGCAUGCCCUCCAGCCUGGACUUCAGAGGGGGCCCGUUGCACCCCCACCAGUGGGCCCCUCCCGGUAUGUUGUCCCCCAGGGAGCGUGAGAGGGACAGAGAGCGAGAGCGUAAUGGCCUGGGACCUGACACUCCCUCUGAAAGCAUGAAGAGCCCAGAGGGCCCCUCCGCCGCAGACGUCCCAGCCAGCUUCAGAGACCUGGGGCGGGCGUACCAGAGUAUGGUGGGAAACGGUGUCAACUUCCAGGGCUCCCUGCAGGCCUUCAUGGACAGCUUCGUCCUCAGCUCCCUGAAGAAGGAGAAGGAGAUGAGAGAGAGCCACCUGCAGUCCCAGCAUUACUUUGAGAGUGGUGAGCCCAAAGCCAAGAGGGCUGAUACUGGUGAGGAGAAGGCUGAGGCCAAGCCCUCAACGGGCAAGCCUGGGUCCCAGUACGAGCCUCUGGACCUGUCUGUCAAUGUCAAGCCUGAAACAGGCUCUCUGCCUGGCUCCUCUGUCACCUUCCAGGACAACGUGGCGUGGCAUGGCUGCCUCUUCUGCUCCUUCACCACCUCCUCUGUGGAGCUGAUGGCCCUCCACCUGCAGGCCAACCACCUGGGCAAGGCCAAGCAACGCAAGGAGAGCAAGGAGCACCAGGGAGAGCCCUCCCACUUCCUCAAGGCCAGUAUGGGCCCAGCCCACCUCCAUGACAAAGACACCGACAGAGAGGGGGUGAAGAGCCAGUCAGCCUGGUCAAACCACAUGGAGCCCCAUGCCAGCAUGGGAGCCUUCCAGAGCGACUUCUACAAGCAGUAUGGAGGCAUGUACGAUGGGUCCCCAAGGACCCCAGGCCUCCAGGGGUUUGGAGCGACAUGCCCUGACCCAGCCCUGGAGCAGCAGAGCCAGGCCAGAAAAACAGCUGGGGAUGAGCUCUCAGACAAGGCCUCCUGCGGGGAGCUGGAGGAGCAGGGACAGUCUGAGGAUGAGGAAGGCAGGGCCGACGAGCGCUGCCACAGCACCGAGUCCUCCUCCGCCCAACCAGAGAGACAGCGACCCCACUCUGAUGAUGAGGAGGAAGAGGAGGAAGAGGACGCGGUGGAGGGGGAAGAUGAGGACAGUGCCACCUAUCAGAUGCCAAAGCAGAUGCAGGCCUUGUCCCCAGCUAGAGAGGCCCAACGACCAGGGGUCUCCAUGGGCCCUGGGGCCCCUUUCCCUCCCCAGUCCCGGCCUCAGCCACCCCUGGAGAAGCAGUGGCAGCAGGGCUUGGGUCUCCUUUCAUCUCCUGGUGGUCCCCCGGGGCUGCUGAAGCCAGAACAUGCCCAUCUCGAGCAGCAGAUGAACAUGCUGUCCGUCCUGAGGGCCUACAGCUCGGAGAACCUCGCAGCGUUCAACGGCCUUGGAAGUGGCUCAAACAGCGGCGUCGGCAUCAAGAGACCAGACGCACCCGUUCAUCUGUGGGUAGGAGAGGAGGAAGGCCAUGGAGCCCUGGGCCCCGCGCUGACCCUCGACCCUAACCUCGCGCUGCCUAACCUAGCUGACACUGAGACGCACGACGCAGCCUCUCUUAACAGAGACUAACUCCCGCCCGAGCACCCGGCUGGAGCAAGGCAGGAACAUGAUGAUGGUGAUGAUGAAGGAACACACUAUAUCAAAGACUUUAUUUAAAACAUGCUACCAUCAAACAAGAGAAGUCAUUCAAAAUGAACUAUGAAGGAGUGUUUCUGCCCUGUGGGAGGAUGGAGAGGAGACUGAGAGACAUACCUGCUGAAAUGACUUGUAGAGGCCACUGGAUGUGACAGACAGACAGACAGUGACUUGAACCCUUCUGUUUCCUGUCCUCUCAUGGAUGACUCCUCCCUCCAUCUUCUGUCUUCUUCAUGUCUCUCCUUUGAUUUGAUGUUUUUGAUGAAACUACCUGCUAAAUGACAGUACCUAACACGCCCCUACUAUGACACAUUCCUUGAUCCAAGAUGGCGUCCAUCAUUUACAAAAAAAAUGUGAUAAUAUUCCGACUGAACUGUUGUGCUGACCCUGUGCUUCACCUGUACGACAGACUCUCUCUCUCUCUCUCCUAUCAGACCCAGUACAAAGACAGGUAUUCAAUGACCCCUGGGUCACAGUAAUGGUAUUGUCCCUGGACUGUACCAUUCCCACUCUCGUCCUGCUGGAGCUGUAGCUUUAACUCGCUCCUUUUGACCGGACCAACCAUCUAUGGAGACCAAGCACACUUAUUGCCACGCACAUUUUAGUUGCUAUUUUCUACCCUGUUUCAGGACACAAUGCUCUGUGUGUCAAAAACAAAGUAACAGAGAGAAGAAGAAAAAAGAGGAAAAACUAGAAACUAAACCUCGAAGUAUGACAUACUCUGACAAUCUCUUCCUGUGCUAGCUAACUAAGAGAGAGCGGUAGUUUUCCCGAUAGGAUGGGGACGUUAGUAGAUGUGACAACGAGAAGAGAAAGCCUGAGCAUUGUACAGUACAGUGUGAUGAUGGGCAGAGGACUGAGGAUCCUCACCCCAUCCCCGUAACGGAAACAGGACUGAAGUGAAGACUCUGCCCUAGCACGGUCCGCUCAUGUCUUUUCUCGCUCUCUAUGACAGAGCCUGUAGAUGCUCAGAACUACAUGUAAAAAAAAAAAGUUAAAAGAAGAGAGAAAUAGCAACAAAUGAAAGCGUUGUUUGUGAAGAGCAAAAAGUGUUGAAGUGACAGUAAUAACUAGUUUACACGCCCUUGUCCUGUAGAUAAACAUAGAGCUUGAAGGGAAGUUAUCAAAAACAAAAGGGGGUUGUAUUUUCCAUCCCUUUGCAUCUCUCUUAUUGACUUCGAGGACUAUUAGUGUUUGCAAGUGUUCGUAAGAUACUGCCACCAAUCAAUGUUGCAAAGUGUUACUGACUACUGAAACGGUUUUGAUGUAUUUACUUUGAAAAAGAAGAAAAAACUGGAAAAAAAACAACAAAUAUUGUCUAGCCUUAGAUACAGUCAUCCGUUGUUGCAUCGACAAAAGCUCGUUGUUUUAGAUGGUAGGCCUUAGGGUUGAGCUUUUUUUUUUUUUUUUUGGUUCAAGUACUGUACUUUUUGCCUUCUACAUUCUAACGGGAAAAAAAGAAAAAGAUUGACAAUCUACUCAUGUGCUCCAAACAUAUGCCCAUAUAUACAUAAUACAUUAUGCAUAGAAGGAAUUUUUUUGUGUUUUUUUUUUCUUUUCUUUUUUCUUCAAGUUCUUUGCACUGUGAUAGUAUUAUAAAUCAAAUCUAUACAGUACAAAACUAGCUAACUAAUUACAAUGAAGGUGUGUAUCUGUGUGUCCCUUGACAUUGUGAAAUGUUUCUAUGUCCUCUUGUGAACCCCUGAGAAUUCUAAAUGCGGUAUGUACAGUGCGAAUAUAUACAAGUACAUUUUCAGUUUGAAGGACUACAGUACAUGGCUUUGACAAAAUGCUAUCAUAGUGCCAAGCCACGGCAUGCAAGUCACUUGUGUGGUCAUCAUUUUACAUACUGUUUGUUACUGAAGCAGAGUGAUGAUCAAUGCUCAAAUUCCACAUCGGGUUGAAAUUCCUCUCCACGCAA